UACACAAUAGCCACAGCUUCGUGUGCAGCAUUCUGUAACAUUUUUUAUUAAUGUUUUACAUCGCAAGAGUUAUGUAUUAUUAUGUGCAUAUUAUUAUUAAAUGAUGAAACUGUAAAAUCCCAAGUUCGAUUUGUAUUUAGAGAAAAAGUCAGUUAAAUUGACAGAGACGAUCGUAUAAUUGUUUAUUCGUUUCGUCUCAAAGUGCGGAAGGUGUAAUGCGGUGCAGCUGCGUAGAGCGGAGCUUCUCAUGGCUCUCGUCAACGUAGAUGAUUCCGCUGGAGUCCACCUUCGUUCCCAUGUUUCAAGCGUGAUCUUAAAAUACUUAGGUUACAGAGCUUGACAAGUCUCGUGUCAGACAACCAAAUAACAAGUGGUCGAACUUACAAUUAGGCAAGUACAGUCUAGGCCCGUUUAAAACGGAAAGAUUUAUGUUACAAGAACGCGGAGACCUAACCUAAAAAGCGACUUGACUCUCCGACCGGCAUGACCGUCGCGUCGAAAUCCAAGACGGUUCCCGGCAGUCGCGGGGAGCGCGUGACGCAAUGUGUGUCGCGAAAGUAGUCAGAAUCACAUUCGUUGCCGGACUCUCGGCAUUCUCCCUACGAUCGCACGUAGAUUCGUGCGCCUAGACGUGGCUCGGGACCUCGCACGUAGCGGCUACGACGGAACUUGUUUCGCUCGCGCGGGGCACGGGAGUCGCCGGGAUCAAAAUGUUCUCCGUCCGACAGGCGUUGCGCCUUGGCGCGCGUGUGGCUUGCGCUCGGCACGCGGCGUGCUGCUCCGCUCCGAUUUCCUGCGAGUCGAACGGGGCCGGGGCGCUCCGUCACGUGCGGCUCGCUCACGGGGACGCCGGCGACCGUGGAGAAUUGGGCAAGCUGGAGGGCAAACUGAGGCUGAUGUUCACGUGCAAGAAAUGCAGCACGAGGACCAGCAAGCUGAUCUCGAAGCUGGCGUACGAUAAGGGAGUGGUGAUAGUACGAUGCGACGGUUGCAAAAACAAUCACCUUAUUGCCGAUAACCUGGGCUGGUUCUCGGAGAUAGAUCGCAGGAUAAACAUCGAGAAGCUCAUGGCACUGAAGGGGGAGACCGUGCGAAAGGUGAUGAACGACGUGGACGGCUAUUACGAGGCCCUCUCGAAGGAGGAGUUCGAGCAGAGCCGGAAGGACGCCGGCGAGAGCAAAGCGCACGACGAAUGCUCCCAGAAAGUUAUGAUAGAGGAGUCGAGGGGGAGUUGAAGUUUUCCUCGAAGGCUAGAAAUAACAUGUUAGACGAGCACAAGAUGUUUCGUUACAAAUUUAUUGCGUAAUUUGUGAGUCUAUAAUAGUUAAAACUGAUGGCUGCAACUGUAAAACUGUAUACGAGUCGUUUUAGAAAAUACAGAAUGCGCUGAAGAAGUAUAUUAAUUUACAUUUAGGCGUGAAAGUAUCGUCGCGUUAGCUGGAACAUUGUGUCCUUAAAACAGAAUCCAUCCGUGGAUAUUAAUUUUGCAAAUACUUAUGGCAAACGAAACGAGUGGCGCACGCAAAAGGUUGCACGAGAAUCAACCUUACACGUGUAUAUAAUUUGUUUUAUAUAUUCCUAAUAAUAUAUCUGUUAAAACUAGCAAUACUUGUUCUAGAAAAUGAUUUUCGCUUAUAUAUCUGUUCAAUAUAUAUUCCGGAAUUCAUUGAUUCGUAGAGUUCUUAUAAUUAAUCGUCUAUAUAUAUAUAUAUGUAUCUUUUUACAUUGACAUUUCAAUGGUAGACCAUUUGUUUGGCACAAAGGACAUAUUAUUACAAACGGCUCCUCAACAAAUUCUUAAAGUCAUUGUUUUAUACAAUUUUGUAAAAAGAUUCUGUAGAUAAAAAAAUAUAUAAAAUAGUUGUUUAUUCUUACAUAUAUAUCAUUAUUGCAUCUGACUCGUGCGUCAUAAAUUUGAGCAUAAUGAAUAAUAGCGGUUUCUAUUGUACAAAUAAUAGCCCGUCUGCUAUUGUUUCACUAUUAUACAUACUAGAUAUAUAGUGGAUGUGAUAAUUGAACAGAAAUAAUUCUGGAUUGUUGAAAUCCAACGCGAUAAGUUUCAUACAAUUAAAUUUUGAUGCCUAUGUUCAGGCAAACGAUUGAUCCGAUCAACGUCGAAAGCACUAAUAUUCAUUAUGCAUAUGUAUAUCUAAAAUUGUGGCAGCAUACAUACUGUUAAAUAUCUAUAAAUUUAUCCAAUUGUGACGAUCCCUUCGUUCUCUUUUUACGAAAGUAUUUGUAUCAAAUUAUGUACAUCCUUAUAUCGAUAGUCUCGCAGUUGAAACGAAAUUUAUAACACGCCUGGGUAGAACGCGUUUUCGCAUUGUAAUUCAAUAAUAUAAUAAUAGAUACAAACGUGAAUUAUCCAUAUAUAUGAAUAUAACAAUAAUUAUAGAAUGAGAGCGAUAACAAUGGUACAAUGAUAGUAGAAUAGCAAUAGAAUAUAACUGUAAUAUAUGUAAUAAUAAAUUUCUAAGUACACC
Messenger RNA from Vollenhovia emeryi, 2483 nucleotides. RefSeq names its product DNL-type zinc finger protein-like. The transcript has a single exon. Gene Ontology annotation, molecular function: protein-folding chaperone binding; zinc ion binding. The record is from RefSeq and is a predicted model, not a curated record. NCBI's taxonomy places the organism in Eukaryota, Metazoa, Arthropoda, Insecta, Hymenoptera, Formicidae. The coding region runs from base 711 to 1235 and encodes 174 amino acids. Gene Ontology annotation, biological process: protein import into mitochondrial matrix; protein folding; protein stabilization. Gene Ontology annotation, cellular component: mitochondrion.